CUUACCAAUCGUAAAUUUUUAUAUAUAAUUCUCUACUCCCUAUUGCUAAUCUCUGCAUAUGAGAAAAUCGAGAUGAGCACAGAUUCUUUCCAAACCUCCAACACCAAGAGGCUAGAAGGUUUGGUGGCUAUAAUAACUGGUGGAGCCAGUGGAAUAGGCGAGUGCUGUGCAAAGGUGUUUGUUAAACAAGGAGCCAAAGUUGUGAUUGCAGACGUUCAAGAUGAGCUGGGCCACUCUCUUUGCAGACAACUUGGAACUGAAGAAACAAUCUCUUACAUCCAUUGUGACGUGUCAUGUGAUUCUGAUGUCCAAAACGCAGUGGAUUUAGCCGUCUCCAGAUAUGGAAAGCUCGAUAUUAUGUUCAGCAAUGCUGGGAUUUCAGGGAAGAUGGAGUCUAGCAUUUUAUCCACAGAAUAUGACGAUAUCAAAAGGGUUUUUGAUGUGAACGUUUAUGGAGCUUUCUUGGCAGCCAAACAUGCAGCUAGGGUCAUGAUUCCUGCCAAGAAAGGCUGUAUUAUCUUCACUGCAAGUUCAGCCACAGUUACUUGCACACAGGCUCCUCAUCCAUACGUGGCAUCAAAACAUGCCCUGGUUGGUUUGGCCAAGAACUUGUGUGUCGAGCUGGGCCAAUGUGGGAUAAGAGUGAACUCUAUUUCUCCACAUAUGGUUAUAACUCCAUUGGUGAGAAAAACUAUGAACAUGACGGUGAAGGAGUUGGAGGAUAUGAUUUCUGCAACGGCUAACUUGAAAGAGUCAGUAUUUGAAGGAGAAGAUGUAGCAGAGGCAGCUGUUUAUUUGGGAAGUGAUGAGUCCAAGUAUGUGAGUGGGAUAAAUCUAGUGAUUGAUGGAGGUUUUAGUCUUACAAAUCCAUCUUUUGCUUUUGCAAUGAAAGGCUUAAUCUCUUGAAGUGUUCUUCGUUUUGAUCCCUUCGAUUUAAAAAAUAAGUUGGUAUUCUGUUUUGUUUGUGGAUGUGAUUUAUUGAUCAUGAUCCUGCCAUUUUUUCUCCUGUUGGAAAAGUUUUUCUAUUAAAUAAUAUUUGAGGAAAAUAUUUGCUUAA
Molecule: messenger RNA, 1057 nt
Organism: Manihot esculenta (cassava)
Lineage: Eukaryota; Viridiplantae; Streptophyta; Magnoliopsida; Malpighiales; Euphorbiaceae
Product: secoisolariciresinol dehydrogenase
Exons: 2
Coding region: 73-906 (277 amino acids)
Source: RefSeq, a predicted model, not a curated record